This is a messenger RNA of Papilio machaon (common yellow swallowtail), 724 nucleotides long. Its product is annotated as low molecular weight phosphotyrosine protein phosphatase. Gene Ontology annotation, biological process: protein dephosphorylation. Gene Ontology annotation, molecular function: acid phosphatase activity; non-membrane spanning protein tyrosine phosphatase activity. The coding region runs from base 27 to 515 and encodes 162 amino acids. Lineage: Eukaryota; Metazoa; Arthropoda; Insecta; Lepidoptera; Papilionidae. The transcript has 4 exons. The record is from RefSeq and is a predicted model, not a curated record. Gene Ontology annotation, cellular component: cytoplasm.
AUUUAUUUUAAGGAUUUCAUCUCAAGAUGUCUACUGAAAAAAAGAAAGCAUUAUUUAUAUGUCUCGGAAAUAUUUGCCGCUCACCAAUAGCAGAAGGGGUAUUCCAAAAGACUGUCAAUGAUAUGGGAUUAGGCGAUGAGUGGGAAAUUGACAGUGCAGCAAUAGGUGGCUGGCAUGUUGGUAAUCCACCUGAUUGGAGAGCCCUGGAUACUAUGAAAAAACAUGGUGUACCCUAUAAUAAUUGUGCUAGGCAGAUUGUGUCAGAGGAUUUUAACCACUAUGAUUUUAUAUUUGGAAUGGAUGAAACCAACAUGAAGGACUUAAAUAAAAGAGCACCAAGAGGCAGUAAAGCUAAAUUGCUUCUUUUUGGAGAUUUUGAUCCUCAAGGUGACAGAAUCAUCAGAGACCCUUAUUAUGAUAGUGAUUCAGCAGGAUUUGAAAAAUGUUAUCAACAGUCAGUGAGAUGUUCAAAAGGAUUCUUAGAACGGUUAGCCGCUGGAGAGCUAAACAAUUAGUGGAUAAAAGUUAAAUGAUAUAAAAAGACCAUAAUUUAAGCAGUUAUAUAUCAAAUAAUUUCUAAUGAAAAAACACCUAUACAAAAAUAUAGUUUUUUUUCUAUCAAAGUAUGAAAAUAAUGACAAAAUGUCUUCUUUUUGGUUCAGCAAUACAUCAAGUUCAAGAUACAUACAGUCACACAUACAGUCAAUGAUAUGUCAGGUUUUUU